AUUAGGCUCUGCGUGGUUAAAAUUCAGCUAGAACUGCUGCAUUAUGUUGAAUUGGGGCUGGUAGAAAGCCCCGCACUCAGACUGGGAACAGUGACCUGCAAAACCCCACUGAAAAGUCACGGCCCGAAGCAGGUGCCGACAAAACGCGUUGAGAAGUUGGGACGUUCCGAACAGCUGUGGUGGCCCAUAUAUUUCAAGACAUUACGCAGGUGUUGUCUGUUACACCGAUUUGUAACAGUUAUGUGCAAACUAAAUCAAAAUAAAUGUAUAUUUAAUUCAGAUUAUAGACUAAGUGAAAUGCAAAUGUAAAUAGCAUCCCUAAGUAGAAGGGAAGUUGACUUAUCUUGUUUCAAGAAACAUAAGUUCACUUGCCCUCUACUGUCAUUGUUCUGGAUGACUGAGGAUCUACGACAACGUCAAACCAUCCUGUAGAUGCUAUUUUAUUUUUUAAAGGUUUUAUUUUAACAGCAACACGCUGCCUCGCGGAGCGAAAACGGCGACAAAGGAAGUACUCAGCAGGGAAACCUCUUGACAAAUUUCCAAGACGGGACAAGCCUCGCCCACGUUGAAACUUCCCACCAAUCAGGGGACGCGUUGGAGAUUUUGCGCAUGCGUAUGGUUUAGGCGCGGGAGAUCACGAAAACAAAACAACACCGAUGACGGCUGACGGAUUUUUAUACAUUAUUGCCUUGAAUUAAAGUGUUGUUUCCACAGAAGAACUGAAGUAGAGUUUGCAUUUAAAGGAGACUCUGAUCGUCCAGCGACAGCAUGGCGGAAGAGUUCAGCGAGUCCCUCACUCCACCGGUUUCCCCCUUUGCAGCAGACAGUCAGUGUGAUCUGGCGGCCGCUCGACCCCCCUGCUUCUGCUGCUUAGAAGCUAUAGAUGACCCCACUGGAGCUCUGUCCUCUGAGGGAUAUCUAGGUCGAGGUUCCCUCAAACGGUUGCUGCUGCGUCUCGACCCGGCCCCUGCUGAGUUUGAGACGGACACCGUGGAGAUUUUCGGCUUCCCCUGGGUUACAGAAACGGCGCUGGUGGAAUCCACCAAGUUGCUCUUUGGGCUGUUUAGGCAAACCUUUUACAAGUUGGAGACUUUGGUCCAGUCGAGCUCACAUGACUUUGGACAAGCGGGGAAUCUGCAUUAUGAAUCGGAGGACCUUCGGCAGCAGUGCGUCUCUUUUCUUCAGUAUGUUAAAGUCUUUUUGCACAGGUACCUGGAACCGUCGCUGGAUGCGGCUCCCUCGCAUCCCUACGCGCAGCUGGAGCACCGGUUGCCCUCUGCCCUCCUGGAGGAGCUGUUCGGCAUCACUCUCCUCACCGGGCGACUUAAAGACCUGCCUGCAGGUGUUCAGAGUGCCUUCAGUAUGCAGAACCGUGGAAAGAUUUGUCCUCCCUCCUGGCAUUUGCUGCACCUCCAUCUCGACAUUCACUGGUCGGUCCUGGAAAUCCUGCACAUGCUGGGUCACAAGAUGCAAAGCCAGGUGGUCUACGCCCACCAGUUUGUCGACCUGACGGGGGAGAACCUGACCGAUACCAGUCUGUUUGAGGAGCACCUGUGCUCGCUGCUGUGCGACCUGACAGGUCUGGCCAUGGGCAAAUACAGCAAGGUGAGACCCACAGAGACGCUGAGUAGCGAUCCUUUCUCCUGCCUCUGCACCAAAGAGCUCUGGGUCCUGCUCAUGUACCUCCUGGAGCACCGGAAAAAGGUUCUGGGCACAGAGUCCUUUUGGAGCUACGUGAACUCCUUGCUGCGGCCUUUGGUUGCAGGGCAGCCCCCGCCCGAGCAAUUCGCCGGCCUCCCGACACACUGCAAAGACCCGCUGGGAUUCACGUGGUGGCUCCUCACCCACUUGGCCACGUUGGGCCAGUACAGUCGCAGCGGCACGGUCCAGAACGAGAAGCAUUUCGAGGAUAACUGGACAUUUGUCGAGGGCUUGCUUAAGAUAACUUGCAACCCCAAGGGCGGUCUUACAGAGGAGCAGGUCAGGAUGCACGUGCACUGUUGUCUGAGUCUGUCUCUGCUGUGGGAGCCGAGCACGGCCGCUGUGUCCACCCUCUGGGAGUACUACAGCAGGAACCUGAACGCCUCGUUCACGGUGCCGUGGCUGGGAGUGUCGGGCCUGGGCUCCCUGUGCAAGACGCCUCUGGCUUUGUUGGAGCAGGCGCGCAGCUGCUGCUCCCCCUCCGGCUUGCGCUCUCCGGGUCACACCCAGCUCUACCGCUCCGCCAACUCCUUCAACAUCUUCCUUCGAGUGCUGGCCCUGUGCCUCGGCCAGGACGGGGCCGGCGGCGUCCCGCAGAGGCAGAUCAAGGGGAGGAUCUACUCCAAGUUCUCCUCCAGGAAGAUGCAGGAGCUGUCGGAAGGAGGCCUCAUGAACUUCCUGCUCCUGUUCCUGGUGGUGGCCCGGCAGGUGGAGCUGGAGGACGUGGCCAGCCGGGCCUGCGAGCUGCUGGGCUUCUUGCCCUCCAACUGCCCCCCCGCACACCGCGCCCUAGUCUGGAGGGGGCAGUUGUCGCUGCUGUUGCUUUUUCAGGAGCGAGGUCUGGACGGCGGCGCCCAGGCCGGCUGGCUGGCUUCCUCCUUUAACGAGACGGCCAAGGAGUUCUACAACAAGACCACGGAGGCGUCGCGCAGACUCGCCCUCUGGGGGCCCCUCGGCUCCUACCUGGAAGGAGUGGCCGAGGUGUUCGAGACCAGCUCCAGCCUCGGCCUGUCGGAGGAGCAGCUGCUCAGCGAAGGCUUCGACUGGUUGCUGCCGGCCUGCCGUCAGUCCGAGCUGAACUCGGUCCUCGGCUUCCUGCAGGUCGUGCUGGCACAGCUCAGGCGGGUCCAUCAGCGCAGUGUCCAGUCGGCGCCCGCCCCGGCCUGGGCCCCGGCUGCAGCCAGCGCGAUUAAGGAGCGCCACCUGGCGGUGGCUUCUGCUCUGUGGGCGCACUUCUUCCCCUUCCUGCGCAGCCUACGCCUCUCCCAGACGCCGCCAGCCCAGCUGGCAGACGCUGCUGCAGGUUUCACCUUGCUCGCCUUUGAUCUGCCCAGUUCUGCCCCCCAGGACCUGCAGCCCAACCCGGUCCAGUCCAUCAUGCACCUCUUUGGCUGGGACGAUAUGGUUCACCCGCUUCUGGUGACCCGCUACCUCCCCCACGUGCUGCAGAACAGUGAGCUGGUGGCGGCGCUAAGCGGCGGCGCGGGCCAAGGCCUGUCGGUGAGAGCCUGGAUCCGAUGCGUCCUGCAGCAACACCUCCACAGGAACCCGGACGGGACGGAAAGCAAAACGGCCCGGGCCGUGGGGGAGCAGCUGUGUGAACUGACCCGUCUCAUCCUGAGGCUCCCUGAGGUGGACGGGAUCCUGCAAAGAGCUGGACUUCCUUCCACCACAGCCGCCUCGCUGGAGCCCACUGCAGCCCUGGAGACGUUUGUCAAGGCUGUGGGCGGCGUUUACAGUGGACUGCAGCUGCUGUCGGAGCGGUCGGCCAUGGUUACCAGAGCCCUCGACUACAUUGGAGACAUCCUGAAGUCUGUGAAACCUUACGUUGUCAGCAAGAAUCAGGGGGGGAUGCAGCUGGCAUACUGGACCGUGGGCUGCAUAGUGAAGCACUGGAGCCCCCUGCUGGCCACUUCAAAAGCUCAGCAGCUGCUGUUUCGGAUUGUGGACGGCCUGCUUCUUCCCCCCAAACUCCCGCAGCAAGACAAGGCUCUGAGGGACAGCUUACCUCUUUACCUGCAGGGUCUGUCGGUGGCCUCCAGCGUAUCUCAGUCUCAGGGCGCUGGUCUCAAGCAGCAGCUCCGCUCUGUCACCCGGAGAUACCUGGACCAUUUUCUUCCCGCCUCCUCCUCCCUGGGCAUCGUCGCCAACCACCCGGUGCUGCUCGCCGCCUGCGAGGCCGCCCCCACGGUGAGGGGGGCCGCCCUGAGGAGGACCAUAGUGGAGGUGCUUUGCGAGAGUUUCCUGCAGUUCAAAAGCCACGCCCCUCCUCCUCGCCUCGCGUCCGUCUUGAUGUUCCUGUUGGAGCUUUUGAGACGAAACGGCGACACAGACCUCUCCCUGCUCACCCUGCCCCUCCCCGCUCUGCUGCGCUGCUUGAUGCUGGUCAAUGAGCCAACGGUGAGGAAGACGAGCACCGAGGCCCUGCAGCUUGUGGUGGAGCGAUGUGCCGCCGCGUCCACACAGAGGCCGUGCGAGCCCGUGGUCGCCGCCUUACGGUCGUUUGUGGAGGAGAACAUGGGGCUCUACGACCGGCAGGUGUACGGCGUCCUGGAGACUGUAGCCGUCUUGGAUCCCUCUGUGGUUCAAGCUCUCACUCCCAGCCUGACUCUCAGUCUGAGAAACGCUGAACACAAAAGGGGAAUGGGCAAGAACAUCGCCCUGAGGAGCGCGUACACGAAGCUGCUGUCUCUGCUGGGAGAGAGUGGGCAGGCUGAAAUAAGCAGUCUGGAGGACGACUAAGAGGGUUUCCUGAUAGAUGGACAAAGCAGAUCAUUUUGGUUCAAAACCAGACCGACCCACCAACGUCUGACCAACCUUUAGUCCGUUUACGGUAACUGGUCGGUUGUCUUAAGAGGCACUAUAAGUGGAGUCUGAUCAGUUUUAAAUGCAUAAGCCUAGGAUGACAGUUGUACAUAAUGCACAUAUUGUAAAUGAUGUACAGCUUUACAUUUUGACAAUAAAUCCUCACCUCCUGCUAUGCC
This is a messenger RNA of Fundulus heteroclitus (mummichog), 4685 nucleotides long. RefSeq names its product MMS22-like, DNA repair protein (gene mms22l). The transcript is spliced from 26 exons. Gene Ontology annotation, cellular component: nuclear replication fork. Gene Ontology annotation, biological process: double-strand break repair via homologous recombination; replication fork processing. Bases 769 to 4443 code for a protein of 1224 amino acids. The record is from RefSeq and is a predicted model, not a curated record. Lineage: Eukaryota; Metazoa; Chordata; Actinopteri; Cyprinodontiformes; Fundulidae.